AUAACUGUGCUACAUUUGUACCACCACUUUUCUGUACCGGUGUUGGGCUGGAUUGUGGUCAAAGUGGAACCACUGGUACCGGCGAUCCUACUAUUUUGUACGCUCAACACUACUGUUCACGUGAUUAUGUACUCGUACUACGCGUUGGCGGCGUUUGGACCGACUGUACAAAAAUAUUUGUGGUGGAAACGAUAUAUCACACAGAUUCAGCUAAUCCAGUUCAUCAUACUGUUGGUAUAUUGUUCGUUGACAUUGCCAUUUUACCGUGGUUAUCGGCCGGUGUACCUAUGGCUGGGUGGCAGUCAGCCCCCCAUAUUCCUGGCACUAUUUCUUAAUUUUUAUUUUCGCUCGUAUAAUAAGUCGCGAACCUUCUUAAUACAAAUAUUGUUCAAAUAUUUAUUACCAUGCAUAUUUAUAACCAGACCGUUAGAUAUUGAAUCGGAUGCAAACUUAGUGUCCGAACCAUUGCCUCCGCUGUUGUCUGACUUUCCGCUGUCAGAGAAAGAUUGA
This is a messenger RNA of Medioppia subpectinata, 510 nucleotides long. The record is from the annotation of a GenBank genome assembly. NCBI's taxonomy places the organism in Eukaryota, Metazoa, Arthropoda, Arachnida, Sarcoptiformes, Oppiidae.